Molecule: messenger RNA, 999 nt
Organism: Suillus paluster
Lineage: Eukaryota; Fungi; Basidiomycota; Agaricomycetes; Boletales; Suillaceae
Exons: 3
Coding region: 1-999 (332 amino acids)
Source: RefSeq, a predicted model, not a curated record
AUGAUACCAUGUUGCUUGUAUUCUUCAGUCGCACCGCCCACCAUAUCCAAAACCCUAGCAAGCCAUGAGUUACUGGCGACCCUCUCCUUUGAAGAUGUCCUUGCAUUCACUUCACGUGCGUCAGCUCUCAAGCGUGAUAUCAUGCUUCCGCAACUUCAGACGAUCUCAGGCAAUGUCCCACCUGACAUCCUGCCACCUUCAAUCUGUGAGUUCCUGCAACUGUCAACUGGCUUAACCAGGGAUACUGUUGCAGCAUGUUGGCAUGCAUUCAAGGAGAUUGUAUGGGGCAUGCCUAGCCGUAACGAGUUAGCUGCACAGCACGAGCGAGCAUUUCCUAUGGGUGGAACUCCACCUCAAGGCGUAUCUGCGCAGGCUUGCGCCAACAUUUAUGACAGUGCUUUGUCAAUGAGGGAUGAGAAUCAGCUCCAGGAUGCAGGCUGGCAGUUUGGGUUUAAGCUGAAGAACGAGCACAUCUGGGACACGUUCAUCAUACUCGCACUCACCGAGGACUGUGAUCGGUGUGGAGUGCUGCUUGAUGUACCGAACGAUGGUGCUCAAACACACCGAUUCCCUGCAGCUAUGCAAGCCCGUAACGAGCGCAUUGUCUAUGAAGGGCAGCCAGAACUACGACACUACUGCGACACCUGCAUGUGGACUUACUGGAAUGACGACGGUAGUGCACGGAAAGUGCAGGUCGUUGUUACAGAUGGCUUGUCCAUGGGCCGCCCAUGCUGUAAUGUGUUCCAAUGCCGCAACCCACUUUCCAAUAACCGGUCACGAUUCUGCUGGCAACAUCUCAAUGAAGGUCUCGACAACAUCUGUGCUGUCGUCGAUUGCGAUAUGCCUGUAUUACCGGGAUGGAAGGCAUGCACACUCCCAGCCCACCAGGAGAUGGAAUGCCUUCAUGGUGAGAAAAUGCGCACCAACUUCCAAGCCACAAAACGCCUCCAGAAGAUGCAUGCUGCACAACCAAAUGAUGCCAUGGUUGCACAGCAGUAG